This is a messenger RNA of Leptopilina boulardi, 1616 nucleotides long. RefSeq names its product adenylyltransferase and sulfurtransferase MOCS3 (gene Uba4). Gene Ontology annotation, biological process: protein urmylation; tRNA wobble position uridine thiolation. The record is from RefSeq and is a predicted model, not a curated record. Lineage: Eukaryota; Metazoa; Arthropoda; Insecta; Hymenoptera; Figitidae. Gene Ontology annotation, cellular component: cytosol; cytoplasm. The coding region runs from base 213 to 1511 and encodes 432 amino acids. Gene Ontology annotation, molecular function: URM1 activating enzyme activity; adenylyltransferase activity; thiosulfate-cyanide sulfurtransferase activity. The transcript is spliced from 6 exons.
UGUAUUCAUACGCGCAUUUUGCUGCGCAUCUGGCAGACGACAAAUUUGACAGUCAGCUGUUUGUUUACACUACAUGCUGUUUAUUGUUGUCAUUUCUCAAACAGUGUCUACAAUUUUACAUUUAUUUUCUCUUCUUCUGUUAUUUCUCUUGUUUUUAAAAAGUGUUUCUAAAAGAAAUUAGAAAAUUAUAAUUAUUACUGAAAAUCCUGAAAAUGGAAGAGGAGAAUUUAUUGAAAGAAAUCAAGUCUUUGAAAACUAUUUUAAAGGAGAAGGAAAUUCGUCUUGCUGAGAUUAGACGUGAAAAAGAAAUUUUACAAAAUAAUGGAUUGAAUAAUGAAGAAAUUGCUCGAUACAGUAGACAAAUUCUUUUACCAGAAAUUGGAGUAAAAGGACAAGUACUUUUGAAAAAUUCAUCGGUUUUAAUUGUGGGAGCUGGUGGUCUUGGUUGUCCUUCAGCUUUAUAUUUAGCAAGUGCUGGAAUUGGACACAUUGGAAUAGUUGAUUAUGAUGAAAUUGAAAUUAGUAAUCUUCACAGACAAGUUUUAUUUUCCCAAUUAGAUGUCGGUAGUUCAAAAGUCGAAUCAGUUAAAACUGUUCUGAACAGGCUAAACAGUAAUGUAAAAGUUACAACAUACAAAGUUCAGUUUACUAGCGAAAAUGCUUUAGAAAUUAUUGGCAAUUACGAUGUGAUUUUGGAUGCAACUGAUAAUGUUGCAACGAGAUAUUUGUUAAACGAUGCUUGUGUCAUUAGCAAAAAGCCUUUAAUUUCUGGAUCUGCUUUAAAAUUUGAAGGACAACUUACAGUUUAUAAUUACAAUGGACCAUGCUACAGAUGUAUUUUUCCAAAACCUCCGCCACCUGAAUCUGUAACAAAUUGUAGCGAUGGAGGAAUUCUUGGUUCAGUUGUGGGAGUAAUAGGAGUGCUACAAGCUCAGGAGGCUGUAAAAAUAAUUUUAAAUCUAUCAGGAAUUCUUUCUGGUCGACUUUUAUUGUACGAUGGAUUGGAAUCGACAUUUCGAAAUGUUCGCUUACGACAAAAAAAUCCUGAUUGCAUUUAUUGUGGUGAAAUUAUUGGAAAUUGUGAAUUAAUCGAUUAUGAGGAAUUUUGUGGUUCAAAAGCAAUUGAUAAAAAUCCUAAUUUAAAUGUUUUGAAGAAAAACGAAAGAAUUACAGUUGAGGAAUAUCGUGAGAUAUUAUUUUCAAAGUCACAUGUGUUAAUUGAUGUUCGUUCACCGGAGGAAUUUGAAAUUUGUCGAUUAGAGAAAUCAAUUAAUAUUCCAAUUAAUGAUAUUAAUAAAGAAAAUAGUUUGAAUUUAAUUAAAAAUGAAAUCGAUAAAAUUGAUUCUAAUGCUCUAGGAGUUUUCGUUUUAUGUAGAAGAGGAAACGAUUCACAAAAAGCAGUGAGAAUUUUGCAAAAUAAGCUUCCAGAUUGUAAAUUAGAAAUUAAAGAUAUUGUCGGAGGUCUUCAUGCAUGGACAAAGAAAAUCGAUCAGCGAUUUCCUAUUUAUUAAUUAAUAAAAAUUAAAUUACUAAUAUAAUGAAUGUAAUUUAAAUAUUUACAUAUAUUUUUAAAAUGUUAUUUGUACAAAUUCUGUAAAUAAAAUUUUUUAAUAUAA